AUGGAGAAAACUGAUAUUUUUAAACCCAUUACAACCACCUUGACCGGACCAAACUACAAUCUCUGGGUCCAAGGAAUGAAGAGUUUUCUGACCGGACGCAAGCUUUGGCGCAUAGUCAUCGGAGAUGUCGUCAAGCCAACUCAAGACAAAGAUGAAUCUGUUGCAAAAUUUGCGGACCGCCUUAAAGAUUGGGAUAGUAAAAAUCACCAGAUCAUUACGUGGCUGCGCAACACGUCUGUACCGUCUAUUCACAUUCAGUUUCAUAACUACGAUUCUGCAAAAGAAAUUUGGGAUUUCUUGAAAAACCGCUAUCAAACCACUGGCCUUUCACAUUAUUAUCAAUUAUGGACCACACUUCACAAUACCAAGCAAGAACCUGGUCAAUCGGUGAAUGAUUUUCUCGCUCAAGUCCAACCAAUUUGGCAUCAAAUAUCACUUGCCAAAAUCAGUGAAGACCACCUUCAUCUCAUUCAAGUCCUUAUGGCUCUUCGGCCCGAAUAUGAAGUCGUACAACCCUCACUACUGCAUCGAAAUCCGCUUCCAUCAUUGGACACUGCUAUUCAAGAAAUCAUUUUUGAAGAAACGCGUCUAAAUCUAGACAAAACUCCUCAAAUGGAUGUUGCUCUUGCAACUACUCGAUUCUCACAUCAAAAAUCGAAUCAUCAUCCAUGUAAGAAUUGCAAUCGCACUGGUCAUAUAUUUGCUAACUGUCCUAAUAUAGAGUGUAGGUACUGCCAUGGUAUCGGUCACAUUCUUGAACAUUGUCCCAUGCGACCUCCAAAACAAAAUCGUGGCUUCACCAAAUCCAAGAAUGUUCCAACGUCUAGAUCUUCCUCCAUAUCUGCUGCUGCCACUGAAGGUUCGACGACCAUCACUAUGAGUGACAUUGAAGCUUUAAUCAAACAGGUUAUGUCUUCCAACAACUCUACUGCCAUGUCUUCUAUUCACGGUACAGGAUCCGCAGACGAAGCAGAUCAUUGGGACGGGUCGCAGGAUGGGUCGGCUAUUUGA
Vicia faba (fava bean) is the source of this 1011-nucleotide messenger RNA. The record is from the annotation of a GenBank genome assembly. NCBI's taxonomy places the organism in Eukaryota, Viridiplantae, Streptophyta, Magnoliopsida, Fabales, Fabaceae.